AUGGGUGACGGGGAGCACAGGAUGGCGGUCAAUCUAUCGAAACUGCAGGUCUGGACGCCACAGGCUGUGCACGCCCUUGCCACACGACCAGACAGCAAGGUCGUGGCUGUAGGCAGAGAGGAUGGCGACGUCGAACUGACCGUCCCGAGCGAGGGAUACCGCGUAGAAGCCCGCGUCCCGGGGCAGAAGAACAAAGGGCUGCGGUCAUUGGCUUGGAUAGGGGGUACGGGCGGCGACGGUGGCGUAGAAGGAGACGACGAGGGUAGCACGGCGAUAGCCCGCUUGUUCGGCUGCGGGCUCGAUGGCACAGUAUUCGAGGUCGACCUGUUGAGACUGUGCUACAAGAAUGUCAGGGACGCGUACGGGGGCGCGGCCUGGUGCAUGCGGCCGGCGGCUCCCCUUGGUCUCCUCGCUGUGGGCUGCGAGGACGGAUCCGUACGGCUGUUCUCGACGGAGGGGGGUGGCGUGGAGUACAAGAGGUCGUUUCCCUCAACAGGGUCGCGUGUUCUCUGUCUAGCAUGGGGCCCAGCGAACGACGUGAUCUUCGCUGGCUGCCUGGACUCCAUGAUCCACUGCUUGGACGCUACGACUGGGCAAACGUUGUUCGACAUGCGGCUGGAGAGGGGACGGAAGGAGGAUGCCAUUGUGUGGGCUUUGGAGGCCCUGUCUGAUGGAACGGUGGUCAGCGGUGACUCUUGCGGCAGGGUUCAGGUGUGGGAUGGGCUGACAGGAACACAGCUGCAAAGUCUCACGACACACGAGGCCGACGUGCUCUGUCUUUGCGUCGCGGAAGGCGAAACGGAACUGUUCGCAUCGGGGUGUGAUGGGAAGGUGGUUUCGAUGGAGAAGCGGCAGGCGGUGUCCGCCUUGCCGUCCGACAUGGAAGAUGCGAUGGACGAUGGACAGACACCGGCACGAAUGCGCCAGGGGUGGGAAUGGACCGUUGGCAGCAUGCGGCGGGAGCACACGCACGACGUGAAAGCCCUAGCGAUCCACGAGCAGAGCCUCGACGAGAGGACGAAGGGUGGAGGGGUCGGGGUAGCCAGGAAGGGGCCGGUGCUUGUGUCUGGGGGCGUUGACGCCUCCUUGUCAUUGUACUCCGUCCCGGGCUUCAAGACGCAGGGACCACGGCCUAUGGAGCCCCUCCCGCCCGUCCCGGUGGCGUUCCUAGCCCGAGACCCUCGCUUGGUCCUCAUCAUGCACAACCUUAGCCUCGACUUGUGGGAAGUGCCAAGGCACAAGCGAUCCUUCUCGGCAGAGGACCUGGGUGACUUGGAGGACGGUACUGUGUUGGACGGCAGCCGCAGCGACGCCGCCAGCGGUGGUGUGGGAGUGGGAGGGGAGGCACCGCCACCGGUGGUGCGGUUGAGGUUGGAACCCAAGACGGACAAGGGAGGACACUUAGCCUGCGCAGCAAUUUCUGCGGCGGGAGAUCUCGUGGCCGUUUCAAACACGAAGGAGACAAAACUCUACCGCAUAUCGAGGGUCUCGUCUUCAGGGAAAGCCUUGUCCGGCAAGAGGGUGCGUCUUCCGGGAACAUGCUCGCCACCGGCCCACGCACUGGCCUUCACUCGCGAUGGCCGAAGACUCGUCGUAGCGGCAGCCGCCGGUGACAUCCGGAUCGUUGAUCUGGACGCUGCCGAGGAGGAUAAGGGAAGCGACCCAGACAUCUCCAAAGCCACCGCUGGGCGGGCGGGAGCGGGGGCUCGUCUGGUGCACUGCUUCGAGGAGCACGUGGACGGAGUGAGGCCGGGGGGGGGAGAUGAGGGGGCCUUGCCGGUGUCGGCCAUCACGCUCAGCGCGAACGGGAAGUGGCUAGUCUCUUGUUCCGUGUCUGGGGUGGUGUACGUCUUCGAUCUCGUGGGGCUGCGGCAUCACUGGACAGCGCCAAGCUUCUCCGCCUCCCAGAGGGUGGCGGGGUUGACGUCUUGGUCGCCCCGGGUGUUGGGCGUGCGGUUUCACAGCAGGGACGACAUCCUCGUGUGCGUGGACUCUUCCAACGCGUUCCGUUUGCUGGACGUGCAGAGACGCCGGCUGGCUGCGUGCCACGACGGCGUGGAGUUCCCUCAACUGCCGUCAGGCAAAGGCUCUUGGGGGGGGCAGGGGGACGUCCGCCCCUUGUCGGGGAUUGCGUUCAACCCAGAGGACCCACAGCACUGCAUGCUUCUCUUUAAUCACAGGUCGGUGGUGUUGAUGACCCCCCGGCGGAAGAUCCCCUUGAACGUGUGCGUCAAGCCGACCAAGGCCAAAAAGCCUCGCUUGGCGGAAGGCGACAGAGAUAAGGCGAAGACGGGCAAGGCCAGUGGCAAGGGCGCAGCCAACCAGAGCAACUUCCGCAUGAUCCGGGACUUCUCGUCUGUGGUGCUCAUGGAUUUCUUGGGUCCGAAUGAGCUUCUUGUCCUGGAGAAUCCGUGGGAAGCAGUCAAGGAGUCUUUGCCUGAAGUGUUGGACCGCAAGCAGUACGGUGUUUGAGAAACUUCGCCAAUAUGGCAUAGUCCUGGUAUGCGACAAGGCGGAUACAACAUGUCGGUUCAGUUGGGCCGCAGGUGGCAUUGUGUCGUCUCUCCUGUCUAUGUUGCCUUUGCUUCUUCGUGUUCUUCUUGGCGGUGGUGCAGAAAGCGGUGUUUGUCUGUAGACCUCCCGAAGGACCAAGCCAUUUGUUGGAGUGCCUGAGCUCCACUAGAAGUACUUUUUCAGUUUUCGUGAUAAUAUGGAUAGUUUCUUGUGUUUUCGUGCGGGCGGAUCGGGGUAACUGUGGCUGGGGUUGCGGCACUUGUCAGACGUUUUCGCUUCUCCGCGGUAAACUUCCUGUGAUUCUUUGGUGCUUCUUUGCCGUGGUUGUCGGUGUGUCAGUGUUGGUAUCCUGUCCUACGAUGAUUGCCGAGCAUGCCGUACAUUUAUUUGG
This is a messenger RNA of Ectocarpus siliculosus, 2905 nucleotides long. The record is from the annotation of a GenBank genome assembly. NCBI's taxonomy places the organism in Eukaryota, Phaeophyceae, Ectocarpales, Ectocarpaceae.